Messenger RNA from Pleurotus ostreatus (oyster mushroom), 1941 nucleotides. RefSeq lists its product as uncharacterized. The coding region runs from base 1 to 1941 and encodes 646 amino acids. The transcript has 5 exons. The record is from RefSeq and is a predicted model, not a curated record. NCBI's taxonomy places the organism in Eukaryota, Fungi, Basidiomycota, Agaricomycetes, Agaricales, Pleurotaceae.
AUGAGCUCGGCGCGCAGGUACUCGUCCCAGACUCGACCAAAAACAUACCAACCCACCCUCCAUGGCCUUCUCUCCCUCCCACAUCGGCUGUGCCACCCUCCACAAGCCGUGGGCAAGGUCAGGUCAUGCGGUAUGACACCCAUAUACAAAGUUCGCCUCGAGGAUGUUUUGAAUAGGAAGCAUCUGCCACCUCUUGGCUUGAAGGAUUUCGAGGAAUGGCUGCUGUAUGUCGAGCUAUGCCCGGAAAAUCUUUACUUUGUGCUAUGGUUGCGAGAGUACACUGUUCGCUACGAGCACUGGGUUCGAACCUGCAAGACACACAGAGAGUCUAGCGAUUAUCGCGUAUCGUGGCCCUUAGAAUCUUCAUCUCAACUUGCCAUGUUCUACGCCCGUGCAAAGCAGACCUUCUUCACCGCCAACUCAGAUUACGAACUUAACGUCCCAUCCGACAUCCUCACGCCAUUCCAUCUUCAAAAUGGCUCCCUUCACCCCGACCCUGCUGUUUUUGGCGAAGUCUCCGCGGAGGUGAACAAAAUGCUGCAAGAAAGCUUGGAUAGAUUUGUCCUCGCAGCUUAUAAUAACGUCGGAAAUAAUCGAGUUCUGUGUGGUAUGAUCGCUGGUGUAACGUUCACACUGAUCGGCGGCCUCCCUCCCCUCGCCGCCAACUUCGCGCUGGGUGCAUCCCGGUGGCUACGCCUUGUUGCCAUCCCCGGUAUAUGGCUAGGACUCACUAUCUUCCUAGCUGCAUUCUAUGGGGUGUGCCUGGGGAUCUACAUUUUUGGUGAUUUCCGUCAGUUGCGCAAGUUCGAGCUAGCCAGGCCACCAAUAUCACGUCCCCAAACAUUGACGCAUAAUCUACGAGCCCGACCUAUCAUUUCCUCCCCUUUAGUCGCCCCCGUCGCUCCGCGGCAUCCUCCUUCCACUCCUCCAACACUCCCAAUCCCACCCCCACCCCAGCCGGCCCGCCUCAUUAUCCCCUCACCACCCGUUGCUCACGUUAACGACUCCAACCCUAUCCUCUCACGCUCACCCCGUGCCCGCACUCCCAGCAUCUACUCCAACUCCUCCUGCUCCUCUUCCUCUUCUUCAUCCUCUCGUACAUCCUCCGAAUCCCCUGGUGCCGAAAUCCACAUUUCGCCAGCUUACUAUGACCCGGACCCGAUCGAAGGCCCUGCAACAACACCCAUCUCCCUCGAUGUCAACUACGAAUUCCCCCCAGGCGGUAAAUCGGCCCACGACAUCGACGAUGAUAUGACGUCGUUCGCUACCACAGCCUCCUUCAUACACCCCUUCGAUUCAGUGGGUUUAAACUCGAUGGAUUUCGAGAAGCAUCCACCGGAGGAUCAUCAGCCUAUAUCACCUUUUGAUUUCGAUUCGUUGCCCUCUCGGCGGUCGGCGGUGGUGAUGAUACAACCUGAGCGCGCGCCUUGGGGUGGAGCUUCGAAGUUUUCGCUGAGGGCGAUGAUGGCUGGGAUACAGAUGUGGUGCACGGGGAAUAGGUGGUUGCUUUCCGUUGAUAAUGUCGCUAGGGGUGUGGAUUUAGAGAAGGGGGAAGGUGUAAUAGCUCCUGAGGGUAUUAGCGAGAAAGAAUCCAGGCGCAGUAGUGUUCAUAUUUCCGAUCCCCCAAUACCACCACAUCUCCCCCCACCUCCUCACCCACAAUCCUCACAACAACCUCGAUCUACACAAGACCCACCCACACCCACAGAACUGAAAGACGCAAUCGUUCAUGCAAUUGCGCACACGCCUGUAGAAGCACGCGUACGGACUCAAUUCAAGUUAGUGAAAGCCGUACCGGCGUUCGCAUCGCCGCUAACGAAAGUCUUGAACCCGAUUGUGGUGAGGGGACAGUGGGAGAUUGUAGUUAGGUCGGCGGCGUUGGCGUUCUUGUUAAGUUGGGUGGUUGUGGGGAGUUUGGUCGCUAUUCCCGUGCGGAGAUGA